CCUUGGGCUUGCCAGGCAGGUGGCAGAACCACUGAGCUAAAUCCCCGGCCCUCGAUUAUUCUUUCCUUAAUGAAAUGAUUAUGCCAACUCUUUGCUACUCCUGCAAGCAUAUAUGUAUAGGGUUUUUGUUUUAAUGUGUAAAAGGUUUAAUUUCAACACGUGUUCAAUUUGAACGGGCUGUAUUAUGAGUUCUGCAACUCGCUUCUUCCUAACAAUACAUCAUGGAUGUCUGUCUCUACCAAGAUACCUCGAUUUGGCGAUUCUUUGUCCUCGUACCUGGGCGGCUCUCUGAGGAUCAGCUUUCGUCUCCGUUUUUUCCUCUCGGCGUUUUGCUGUGGCCAGGCCUCGAGGGAGGACCGGGCUGGUGGGCGGGGCCGGGGCUGCUCGGGACCUGCAGAUGAGGUGAGCGAGGUCCUAUAUAAACCUGCAGGGUGCGUCGGGCUGGCGAGCCCUGCCGGGAGAGACAGGCAGCGGCAGCCGGUGGAACCUGGUCCCUGAGUGCCGCAGAGCCUGGGCAGGGCUGGCCCCUCUGCUGCCCCGGACGCGGGCCAUGCCGCCGCGGGAGCUGAGCGAGGACGAGCCGCCCCCGCUGCGCGCCCCGAGCCCCCCUCCGCGGCGGCCCAGCGCACCCCCGGAGCUGGGCAUCAAGUGUGUGCUGGUGGGCGACGGCGCUGUGGGCAAGAGCAGUCUCAUCGUCAGCUACACCUGCAACGGGUAUCCCGCUCGCUACCGGCCCACGGCACUCGACACCUUCUCGGUGCAAGUUCUGGUGGAUGGAGCCCCGGUGCGCAUUGAGCUUUGGGACACGGCGGGACAGGAGGACUUUGACAGACUUCGCUCCCUCUGCUACCCAGACACCGAUGUGUUCCUGGCAUGCUUCAGCGUGGUGCAGCCCAGCUCCUUCCAGAACAUCACGGAGAAGUGGCUGCCCGAGAUCCGCACUCACAACCCCCAGGCACCCGUGCUGCUUGUGGGCACCCAGGCCGACCUGAGGGAUGACGUCAAUGUAUUGAUUCAGCUGGACCAGGGUGGCCGGGAGGGUCCAGUGCCCCAGCCCCAAGCCCAAGGUCUGGCUGAGAAGAUCCGAGCCUGCUGCUACCUCGAAUGCUCCGCCUUGACGCAGAAGAACUUGAAAGAGGUGUUUGACUCUGCUAUUCUCAGUGCCAUUGAGCACAAAGCCCGGUUGGAGAAGAAACUGAAUGCCAAAGGUGUUCGAACCCUCUCCCGCUGUCGCUGGAAGAAGUUCUUCUGCUUUGUCUGAUCAGCUGGGGCAGCAUGGCAAGCGAGUGGUAGACAGGAGGCCAGAGACUCCUGGAACGUGGGGCAUGGGGCCUUUGAGGGGACUACUGGCAGGGCCUGGCCACACCCCAUGGGACUCAGUUCCCUACUGGACACUGGGGGCAUGGGCUUCUGACCACCUGCUCUAAUGAGCCAGGAUGACCCUGGGGCCUAUGAGAGGGAAGGCUCUGGUUUAGAUUUCUUUGGCUCACAGAGAAAACCCACCCAGCACUUUUGAUUUUCACGAGAUGGUCUUAAUUAAGUGUCAUCUCUGAGCAGUUUGGGAUCCAGUUCCCAGUUUCCUGUCAGCCUGGCUGAAUUAGGACCCCUGGUGGUGGUCUUCACACACACAUACCCCAGCACGGGUGAGCCUGGAGAACAGCGAGCAGGUCACCUUUCGGGGCUGGCAGGUGAUCAGCCUUGAGUUGGAGAGAUGUUUGGGAUGGAGUGGGUAAGACAAGGCCAGAGAGAUAGAGAGGAGCAGCCAUCGAGGCUGGGAGCUGUGGGGACUGGAGGCAGAUCAGAGGGGUGGACCUAGAAGGAGGAAGACAAGGAGAGCAGGGCAGGCAGGGCAACUGUGGAGCAGGCUGACACCCGGGCUGCCCUCAACUCCCACAGCCGGAGAGGGCGGGGCUGGGCCCUGGGAACAGCUGGGUCUCAGGACUCCCUAGCCACUGCCCAAACUGGCUAGGCCAGCAGUAGGGCAGGAAGUGAGAGUCAAUCCCAGCAAAGGGAGAGGGAGGAGCUGCAAAUUAGAGCCUGGAGCAGGAAGGGGUGGGGGUCAUCCCUUUCCCCAAGGUCAAGGUUGCACAAACCCUAGAAGGUAAAGCAGCACAGUCUGCAAAUAAAACCUUCCAUUUCUGAA
Heterocephalus glaber (naked mole-rat) is the source of this 2143-nucleotide messenger RNA. RefSeq names its product ras homolog family member V (gene Rhov). Gene Ontology annotation, molecular function: GTP binding; GTPase activity. NCBI's taxonomy places the organism in Eukaryota, Metazoa, Chordata, Mammalia, Rodentia, Bathyergidae. The record is from RefSeq and is a predicted model, not a curated record. Gene Ontology annotation, biological process: small GTPase-mediated signal transduction.